UGCGAGCAUUACGAAUAACAAAGAUGGUGCGUCGAUGCUCGAAGCACUCGCUCCAUGAUCGUUCCUAGCCGAGGAGUCGUGCUGACCAGCCAUAUUGUUUCACCGCAGUGUUUGUUUUGGUGCAACCUACAUUUCAUAUUGAAAAAUUGAGGAAAAUCGGUUCGGCGUUAGGUAAAAGAAACGCGCUGAAAGUGGGGAAUCAUUUUAGGGCGUUGUACAAGUAACGGUGACCGUGCGGUCUUUUCUAUCGUAAUCGUCGGCAUCUGAAGGGGGGCUAAUCCGAUAUAAUCUGGGUGUCAGUCGACGCACACGAGAAACGGCCGAGCGAAAGAAAUGGCCUGCGCCACUCUAAAGAGGUCCUUGGAGUUCGAUCCGGUGCACAGUCAUGGUCGUCCUAGCAAGCGACGGAGAUGCGUCCCGAUGUGCGUUUCGCCCGGUACAUCGGCGCAGAACAAUCCGGGACCGCAAAAUCCCUCGCCCUUUGGCGAUGUUACUCACAAAUUAACUCCUGAAAAAAUGGCUGCCAAUAUCAGAGAAGAGAUUCGUAGACUGCACCGACGCAAACAACUAUAUUUCAAUCCCCAAAUCAACAAUGGAGAUUCUUCAGAUAUGGAAGGUCCUUCCAGUCCGUCUAGCCCUUCUGCAUGUGGUUCAAGCUCUUAUACUCCUAGUGGAAAAGAAAAGCCUCUUUUUACAUUUAGACAGGUUGGCUUGAUUUGCGAGCGAAUGCUUAAGGAACAGGAAACACAAAUCCGAGAGGAGUAUGAUCAGAUUUUAAAUAUGAAGCUUUCAGAGCAGUAUGAUGCUUUUGUUAAAUUCACCUAUGAUCAGAUACAGAAAAGAUUUGAAUCUGCAGCUGCGCCAAGUUAUCUAUCCUAAAAGAGGAUUGUUAUUUAUAAGGACACAUUUCUCUGAAGAAUAUUAUAUUUGUACUGUGUGAAACAAAUUUUGCUUCAAGUUUAAGCUGAAUACGCUGUGCCACCUCGUUCGAAAAAUUAUCUUUAGAUAAACCCACAGUAUAGUUUACUUUAAAAAUAAAAAAAUAAAUAAAAUAUGAAAACAAAAAAAAAAAUAAAAAAAAAAACAUUGAAGAAGGAAGAAGGAUUUAGUAAAGUAAGUUUAGUAGACUCAUGCUGAAUAACAGCCAGACUUAAAAAAUUUACAAUGUAUACUAUUGAAAUUAACAAUAUUUGUACUGUCACAUAACUCAAGUACGGUGGUAUCAAGGAACUAUAUUACGAGAAUGUUCUUAUAUAAGAGCUGCUACUAUUGAAAUUAAUAUCUUGUACGAGGCUGUAUAAAGUACUGUACUCAACAAUAGCCUAGAACAUUCAUGUGAUAGUUCUUUGUUAGUGUACAGUUAUAAUGCUACAGCGUCUCAGAUAUUUUCCUUAAGAACUGCAAUAAUUAAUGCUUGUAUACUACAGAUUUGUAAAUCAUGUGUCACUAUUGUAAUAUUAUCCAUGACUAAAGGAAAUCGCAAAUACAAAGCAGUGUACAAGGAGGAGAUUGAAAUGUGUUAAAAUUUCUUUUGGUUUUCUUUACAAAAUCGAAUGAAAUUCGAUAAGAAUAGCAUUUUUUAAAUUAAAUGUUAAUUUUAUUUUGAAUUAAUUUUUUUUGGUAUGCCUAUUUUUUCUUUUUCCUUCUUUUUGUUUUUAGUAUGUACAAGGGUUCCAUGUGAACAAGACAUAUAUAUUUGUUAGCAUUAAGAUUAUCAUGUAAAAUUAUCAUGUAAAAUUGUACGAUUAAUGGAAGCAUUAUUAAAAUGUAUGAAAAGGUUGAUUAUUGAAAUGGUUAUGCUACAUUAUAUAGCUGAAAUACUAUUUCAAAUCAAAACAUGAUCCUUUCUUUAAUAUAUGUAGUCAAUUUGUUUUUACAUAUGCCUAUCUCUUUAUCUAGUAUAAACAUCUUUUAUUUGUAAUAAAGAUAUUACGAACUGUAACAAUGCGUAAAUUGUCAGAUCGUACAAACCAUUGUGAAUAAUGAUGACGAUAAUAAUAACAAUACGAAAUAAAGAUUUCUUAGUAUUCUUUAAAA
This is a messenger RNA of Vespula vulgaris, 2037 nucleotides long. RefSeq names its product akirin-2 (gene akirin). The record is from RefSeq and is a predicted model, not a curated record. NCBI's taxonomy places the organism in Eukaryota, Metazoa, Arthropoda, Insecta, Hymenoptera, Vespidae. The transcript is spliced from 5 exons. Gene Ontology annotation, molecular function: transcription coregulator activity. Gene Ontology annotation, biological process: positive regulation of innate immune response; positive regulation of transcription by RNA polymerase II. Bases 334 to 879 code for a protein of 181 amino acids. Gene Ontology annotation, cellular component: nucleus; chromatin.